Molecule: messenger RNA, 1342 nt
Organism: Phlebotomus papatasi
Lineage: Eukaryota; Metazoa; Arthropoda; Insecta; Diptera; Psychodidae
Product: homeobox protein Mohawk
Exons: 5
Coding region: 250-1107 (285 amino acids)
Biological process (GO): regulation of transcription by RNA polymerase II; muscle organ development; cell development
Cellular component (GO): nucleus
Molecular function (GO): RNA polymerase II cis-regulatory region sequence-specific DNA binding; DNA-binding transcription factor activity, RNA polymerase II-specific
Source: RefSeq, a predicted model, not a curated record
UUCAUCUCAUCAGAAUUAGUUGAGUGAUACAGAUCACUUGAGAAUGUCUCCUAAAUCGUGUUUCUCCAUUAUGGAUCAUUAAUGUUACCCUCAAUUAAGUGAUCUUCUAACACGAAAUUCUCUUUUCCGUGAUCCCAGUGGGAAGGUGGUUAUUGAGAUUUUCCAGAACAAAUAUAAACACUGGGAACUUGUAAAAUUCUUCAGGGCAAUUUACUCCUGAGCGAAAAAAAAAACUCUUUCAAAAAAAUUAUGGAAAAAUCUCGUCCUGUAAGAAAUCGAAGGCGAGCUUGGCCACCUGGAGAUAUCCAUCGACCUGUUAAGCGACUGUUCACUCCAGAAAUUAAGAGACUUCUCAAGGAUUGGCUCAUCCGAAGGCGAGAUAACCCAUAUCCAACGCGUCAAGAAAAAACAGAAAUUUCUAUUCAAACUGGACUAACCUACACCCAAAUUUGUAACUGGUUCGCAAAUUGGCGAAGAAAACUGAAAAACUCUGGAAAAGAACCAGCUAAAAAAACUUGGGGACACUUGAUAAAGAAUUACAACAGCAAUGCCAAAGGAAAUGUUGAACAAUUUAGCAUUUGUUCAAGCGAUAGCAUCUGGGGAGAUGAUUCCCCAAGAGAUGAUUCUCCCUUUGAUAUGAACCGGCUCUUCAGCCAGGAUCAAUUCGACCAGAUGCCUGAAGGAAAUUCCGAGGAAAAUGGUGCAUCCUCAAGUCGGAGUUUUAAUCAGCAAAACGGUGGGAACUAUUCGGAGCGACUGAAUGUCUGGGGAUCUUUUGUCUCGGAAGAAAUCUCAUCCGGAACAAAAGUUAAGUACAAAAAUCAUAUUAUGGAAAAGUAUCUGCAAGAUGUGGAAUCUGAACAGAACAAACUAGUCAUGCCACAAUUGUCCAAAUGGCUCGAAAGUGCUGCUAAUUUCACUCCCAACAAGAACAACUAUAUCGAUUGGCAUCCAGGAAUUGGAAGGGCUGACAAAAAAGCCAGAAAUCACGACAACAACAAUACCUUUGACCUACGAAUGCAUCAAAAAGAAGAACUUGAUGCUGCAGAAGCCCUAACGAGCCUAGCUGGAAAUUUUCGCAAUCGAAAAUUCUUGCAGACUAAAUAAUCAUAUCCUUUGCCUUGUGAUUGUAGGAUUUUUUUAGUGAUUUCUUUUUUUGAUUUUCUUGUAAUUUUUUGCUUGAGAAGUUUGCUUGUGUCUCCAGCAAAUGCAUUCCAGUGAUAUUGCUUGAACUUGGACAAUAAUUGUGCGUUUGGUUUGAUGAAAUGCCUGAUUCUUAUUAUUAGGAAAAUGUUAUACUUUAGAAAAAGUGAAUAAAUAAAUAUAAUUGAAGAAAUACAAA